CGAUGCCUAGACCCACCGGCUGCACCCCAUGUACACAGAUACACACACACUCUACCUUCACAAGCUGCUACCGCCGUUCCAAGGGCUGAUAUUUGUGGACAUGGCUGGACUCCUGUGUGGGACCAAGAGGAAGAAACAAGUGAGUGACCUCACUGAAGAGGGCAAGAAUGCCAUCAACGCCCCCAUGCUGCCCUCUGGGACCGAAAUCCACCCUGAGGACACGCUGCUAGAAGAGAAUGCUGAGAGGAACAUGCUGGACCCAACAUCCAGAGAAAAUCCUAAAUUCAAAGACCUUCAGAAGGUACUGAUAGAUUGGAUCAACAAUGAGCUGGAAGAGGACAGGAUCAUUGUCAAAGACCUGGAAGAAGAUUGCUAUGAUGGGCAGGUGCUUCAGAAGUUAUUUGAGAAGCUGUGUGGAAGGAAGCUGAACGUAGCGGAGGUGACCCAGUCUGAGAUCGGCCAGAAGCAAAAACUCCAGAUGGUUCUGGAAGCCGUGAACGAGCAGCUCCGGCCUCACGGAUGGUCCAUCGAGUGGAGUGUGGACUCUAUCCAUUCUAAAAACCUGGUGUCCAUCAUCUAUCUGCUGGUGGCCCUUGCUAUGCACUUCCUGGCUCCCAUUCGGCUGCCUGAGCACGUGUCUGUACAGGUGGUGGUGGUCAAGAAACGAGAGGGCAUAUUGCAGACGUCUCAUGUGACCAAGGAGCUAACUAGCACGACAGAGAUGAUGGUGGGUCGAUUUGAUAGGGAUGCUUUUGACACGCUCCUGGAUCACGCCCCCGACAAACUCAACGUUGUCAAAAAGUCGCUCAUCACAUUUGUAAACAAACACCUGAACAAGCUGAACCUUGAGGUGACAGAGCUGGAGUCUCAGUUUGCUGAUGGUGUGUAUCUGGUGCUGUUAAUGGGGCUGCUGGAAGACUAUUUUGUCCCCCUCUACAACUUUUUCCUGACGCCAGAGAGCUUUGAACAGAAGGUCCACAAUGUGGCGUUUGCCUUUGAGCUGAUGCAAGAUGGAGGACUGAAGAAACCCAAAGCUAGACCCGAAGACGUUGUCAACUUGAACCUGAAGUCCACUCUGAGGGUCUUGUACAACCUGUUCACCAACUACAAGAACUCUGACUAAGCCAUGGAAGGACACUGCUCAUAACAGAAGGUGGAACUUCCUCUAAAUCCACACUCCAUGGAAAUCUGGACCCAGAGUUCACACUGGGACUGUAUCCUAGAAAACACGAUACUGGAUACAGGAUACUUUCUUUGUGCUCUGUACUCACUACAGCGUUGUGUUGGACCUGGACAGAUCCAGGUAGAAUGGCCUGAGGAGUCUCUUAAUGUUAGUAUUUAAUCACGCUAAAUGUCAGUAUUUAUUUAAGAUGUCCUGUAUGCUAAGGCUAAACCUCACCCCUCCAAUCUUUUGCUACGUGCCUGAACUGUCAGCACUGGGAAGAAUACGGAUACCCUUGUUUGCCAUGUUAUUAUGAACUAAAGAACACCCCCGAGUUAUUUUAUGCAAAGAGCCACUACUGCUUAUGAAUGCGAUUCACUGCUUGGAUGGCUUGCUGAAUAUUGUAUUUCUGCAAGAUAUGAAUAUGACAUACUCUUUAAUUCCAUGUCCUCCCCUCGACACCAUCUCUCAGAAUGCUCCCAACCGAUUGUAGAGCCAUAUUUCCUAGCUGUUGCUAGCACUGUUGCCUCCUGCCUUAAGUGCCAUGUUAUUCUCCGAGCAGGGCAGACCAUGGAGUAGCUUUUCAGUAAUCCUCCUUUCAGAGUGGUCUCGGUGGAGCUUCCCCCUGAACACAGCGCAGCAGCCUGAGAGCAGAGAGACCCUCUCAUGCAUUCUAGACCCAGGUUGAAUUAUUGAGAGGCUGUGAGUCAAGUUGGGAUGAGAAGCAGAGGAGAUGUACAUGUUUCUGCUCGGCGGUUGUUCGCCCGUGGAUGUGACCGUCAAGAAAUAAAUGUUUCAAUGUUUCAACCAUG
This is a messenger RNA of Hypomesus transpacificus, 1974 nucleotides long. It is a transcript of the gene parvb, whose product is annotated as parvin, beta. Lineage: Eukaryota; Metazoa; Chordata; Actinopteri; Osmeriformes; Osmeridae. The transcript is spliced from 13 exons. Gene Ontology annotation, cellular component: actin cytoskeleton; cytoplasm; lamellipodium. The record is from RefSeq and is a predicted model, not a curated record. Gene Ontology annotation, biological process: lamellipodium assembly; actin cytoskeleton organization; substrate adhesion-dependent cell spreading. Gene Ontology annotation, molecular function: actin binding. Bases 29 to 1123 code for a protein of 364 amino acids.